This is a messenger RNA of Aspergillus lentulus, 1275 nucleotides long. Lineage: Eukaryota; Fungi; Ascomycota; Eurotiomycetes; Eurotiales; Aspergillaceae. The record is from RefSeq and is a predicted model, not a curated record.
AUGCCUUCCAACACUGGAGAAACGAACGACGAACUGAGCAACGACUAUGUUGCGGAAGUAUUAGCCAAGGAGGCCCGUGACAGCUCGAUGAAAUAUUCGGCUCAAGGACUGGGUGCUUAUUUGCCUAGAAGGCCUACAGGUGCAGCUCCUAAACCGAAUACGAGAUUUCUACGCAAUAUCAUAAAGGAAACCGACAGUCAUAACGCUGCAUUGAAGCGGAAGGAAGAAAGGGAAGCCAGGGAACGAAUGCGACAAUUACGGGGCCAAGCUUCGUCUUCCUCUGCGAAUGAUGCCAAAGAACGCGACCGUCAUCGAUCCCGGCACCUGUUGGACAACUUGGACUCGCUAGGAGACACAAGAGGAAGCCGGGAAUCAAGGCAUCGCCCUCAUAGGAGAAGCCAUAGGAGUCGUUCAGCUUCCUCGGACAGAGAUCGGUCCCGCAGACACCGACGAACCCAUCGAUCUGACGACAAUGGUGAAAGGCGUCAUCGAUCUUCAAGGAAAGAACAUCGCCGCCGCUCAUACUCACGAAGCCGCUCUCCACGAGAUGAUCAUGCCUCGAAUUCUCGCGAUCGCUACAGACAACGUCGACGCACGGUCUCAUUGUCGCCCUCUCGCAGCCCAUCACCAGACAGACACAGGGGUCGGAAAGGUAGAGAGCAUACAAGAUACAACACUCGCCGCAGCUCACUCGAUGGUCGCACGACACGUGAACACACCACAGCACGUGAGAGAGGACGGACACCAUCUCCUCCGAGAAAAGAGUCUGGGUUUGAGUCUGAUCCACUCGAGGAUUUGGUGGGACCACUUCCUCCUAGGCAUGAUGUCGACAGCGAUUCGGGAGCGAUUCGCUCUCGGGGUCGGGGCGCCUAUAAAGCCAACUUGAGCAAUAUCGACGCUCACUUUGCUCCCGACUACGAUCCUACGCUGGACGUCCACAUGGAAGAUGACGAUCAAGAUCAGGGAAAAGGGCCAUCCCGACGUCCUGUUGCAGGCCUUACCACAGAGGAAGAUGAUUGGGAGCUCGCCCUCGAGGCGCUUCGCGACCGUGCUCGUUGGAAGCAAAAGGGUGCGGAAAGACUACGAGAAGCGGGCUUCAAUGAUGAUGUGGUUGAUCGAUGGAAGAGUACUUCUAGUAAAACAGCCACAGGCGGUGGUGAUGAUGAAGGCAGACUUGAAGACGUGAAGUGGUCAAAGAAAGGCGAGGGUCGUGAAUGGGAUCGGGGAAAGUUUGUCAACGAUGAUGGACAUAUCGAUGUCAAGGCUUCGUGGUAG